This is a messenger RNA of Diorhabda carinulata, 1727 nucleotides long. Its product is annotated as putative transferase CAF17 homolog, mitochondrial. NCBI's taxonomy places the organism in Eukaryota, Metazoa, Arthropoda, Insecta, Coleoptera, Chrysomelidae. Gene Ontology annotation, molecular function: protein binding. The record is from RefSeq and is a predicted model, not a curated record. The transcript has 2 exons. Gene Ontology annotation, cellular component: mitochondrial matrix. The coding region runs from base 151 to 1185 and encodes 344 amino acids.
AGUUCUAUUUUUAAUAGGUUAGAAUUGAAUUAUACGUGAGUAAAUUUCUUAAUUCAAUCUACGAAUUGUAAUUAAAAUAGAUCUCUAGUGUUUUUUUUUCAAUAACAUUUUUUUGUUAAUAUAGACUUUCAUUUGGUACGUCAUUAAAAAAUGUUGAAAUUAUCAAAGUCGUUAAAUAUCAAUGCCCGUCGGUGUUCUAAUAUCGCCAGUAGGAUUAUUCUAGAACCAUUAAAAAAUAGAGGCCUCCUUCAAGUAAAAGGUAACGAAACGAAAGAAUUUCUACAAGGUCUUAUAACAAAUGAUUUAGCCCAUUUGAGUGAAGGUACCAGUGGUUCAAUGUACACAUUAUUUCUAAAUACCAAAGGUAGGGUUUUAUUCGACGCCGUUGUAUAUAAAACUGAUAAUAGUGACGUGUACCUAAUAGAAUGUGAUACGAAAAUUGAAGAACAAUUAAUGAAACAUUUAAGAAUGUAUCGAGUUAGAAAAAAGAUUGAUAUAGUAAGUUUAAAUAAUGAAUAUAAAAUGCACGUUUUAUUUAAAAGUGAUAGCAUUAGAAAGACACGAGAACAAUCCGAAUAUAAUACCGAAUUAGACCUGCCUCUAAAAUCGACACUGAUUAAAAAGGGUAAUGAUAUAUUGAUUUUCAAAGAUCCCAGAAUAACUGAUCUAGGCUGUAGAAUAAUAUCAAAGUUGGAUGUAAAACUUGAAAAAGAUCUAUCUGUUUCAACACAAAUUAGUUCACCUAAUUGUUCAGAAAAUUAUAAAGUACUUCGCUAUUCUUUAGGUGUAGGUGAAGGUGUUGAAGAUUUACCGGUAGGGAAUUGUUUUCCUCUAGAAUCAAAUUGCGAUUAUUUACACGGCAUUAGUUUUCACAAAGGAUGUUACCUCGGACAAGAACUAACGGCUAGGACACAUCACACCGGUGUAACUAGGAAGCGUUUAAUGCCAUUAUUAUUUGAAAGGGCACCAAGUUUGUUACCAAACGAAAAUACUAUCAAAAUUAAUAAAAUAAAUUUAGGAAAAUUAAGAGGUAUCGAGCAAAAUUUAGGAUUGGCAUUGUUAAAAAUCGAAACUGCAUUAGAAAUUAGAGAAUUUAAAGUCGGCGAUGAAUUAGCUAAAGUUUGGAGACCUCAUUGGUGGCCUUUAGAACUACCCAAAGAAAAAUUUGGAGCACAGAAGACUUGAAAAUAUAACUUUUAGAUGUUAGUAAAGUUCUAUAAUGGAUACAAAAUUAGCUACCGAAAAAAAUGAAGGAAGGCCGUCAACUUCAGGUACUUUCAAGACUGAAGCUGGCAGUACCACCGAAAUGGAGGAACCCCAAUAUUUCCAGUGUUUUAGUUGUUCCUUUAGAACACCCUACGAGUAUUUCGGUCGAAACCCGUCUUGUUUUAAGAAUUAUCUGUUAUUAGAAGAUAGUUAUACUAUAGAAGAUCCAUUUUCACCACCUAAACAAGGGAAAAUCAUUAUAUUGGGUGCUCACUGUAUUAAAUGUAGAAAAUCAGUUUGUAAAGAUAAUAAAUGCAGUUUUUAUUUCGAGGGGACAUUGUGCCUUAAAUGCGCUAAACAAGAUAUUAAAAAUUUUCCAAUUAGUGUACGAGAAAAGUUGAAUAAAAUCAUUUAACGGUUGUAUUCGAAAAUUUUUAUUUGUAAUUAAAAGUUAGAUUUGAUUAAAUUGUAUCGUCGAGUGUAGAUGAAAUAAAGAGAAAAAAAUGACAAAUUUACUUUAA